ACAAGUGAAAAACAGUGAAACAAUUAAUUCUGACAAUAUCUAUGGAGAGAUAGAUUUGCUGUGUCUUUGUUUGUAGUGUAAUAUAAUCAAUUUAUUCAUUGUAGGCGUGCGAUUGUGAUUAAGCUUAUCGGCAAUAUUUGGUGGAGGUGUCAUGGCGGUGGCUUCCACACCGCGUCGACGCCGCAUUCGUCAACUUGAGCACUGUAAUCCGGCAGUGUUCGGCAACGUGUGUCUCACGCCCUAUCAAGACCUGCGUAACCUACACGAAUUGCACUUUGUCAAUGUCAAGAUGGCUGCAUCAUCGGACCUAACCUCAAUUGACUCGUUCAAAAAUCAAAAUAAAAAACGUUUUCAAUGGAAUAAUGGGCAAGCUAUACUUUUGAAGAGCAUCAAGCAUGGUUUUGAACCAGCCAAUUUCCAAAAUAACAGAAAACAAUUAAAUUUCCACGAUUGUAUGGAUUCCAUUCAAAUUGCAGAAAAUAACAGUGCAAACACUUAUGGAAAAGUAAACAAUUGUGAUGAAUGUAUGCAAAAUAGUGGUUAUGGACAUGAUAUUCGUGAAAAUGGCGAUGGUGCGUGUUCUUGCAGUGAUGAUGAAGACUACCAUCAAGAUUACACUAACGAUACUUAUUACAACCUGGAUUUUACUAUGUUAGAAAAGCGUAGAUGCUCCAUAUUGGUUGAUCAACUUUUACUAGAAAUUUACUCAACUUAUCAAGCUGGAAUAACCGAUUAUAAUUCUGGCACGUCAUGUAAGUCGGUGAAGUACGUGUGGAUGGAUCGUCAUCAACUUGCAUUCAAAGAAUUGCAAGAGUUAACGGUUGUUGUCGAUGUGCCAAAAGAAGUGGUACGCGCUGGAAAUCUACUUGUAAGGCGUUUGAAACGACGAGACGCUCUCAGCCGCCAGAGGGAAGCACGAUGUGAAGUUAUUACCUGCUUACUACGCAAAAUUCGCGAAAAUUCAACAAAAGGUGUUCCUGAAUUUUCCCCGGAAAUGCGUUUCUCAUUGCAGCCGCUCCCCGGCGACUCGGGUUUCUCACAGUGGCACUCGGCGAUGAAGAUGGUCUCGCAGCUGCCGGAGGGCAUUCCGGCGGAAUUCCGCCGCCAGCUGUGGCUUUCGCUCGCCGAUAAACACCUCCAUGCCAAAGGCGUAGACUGGCCGGCGGCAGAGCGCGACUGUUUCAGCGAGUGGUCGCAUCCCGCCGACGCCGAACUGGGCGUGCAAAUUGUUAAAGAUUUACAUCGCACCGGCUGCAGUCUCUUUUGUGGCAAGGACGGCAAAGAGAAUCAAGCGCUGCUCAAACGAGUACUGCUCGCCUAUGCUAGGUGGAAUAAAAAUGUUGGUUAUUGUCAAGGGUUUAAUAUGCUGGCGGCGCUCAUAUUACAAGUGACGGAGAAAUCGGAAGUUGAAGCUUUGAAGUUGAUGAUUUACCUCAUUGAAGGUGUACUGCCGGAUUCCUACUUUGCCGACAGUUUACGUGGACUGUCUGUCGACAUGGCCGUCUUCCGCGAAUUACUACGCACGAAACUACCGAAAUUAUCCAAACAUUUGGAUACACUCCAGGUGGCAUCGAAAGAAGGCACCACCAGCUACGAACCGCCAUUGACGAAUGUCUUCACCAUGCAAUGGUUUUUAACCCUCUUCUGUAAUUGUCUACCGCAACCAACUGUGCUACGCGUGUGGGAUCUCAUCCUCCUGGAAGGAAACGAAAUUUUACUGCGAACAUCUUUGGCGAUCUGGCAAGUGCUGGCUGAUAGAAUAAUGACAGCUAAAACCGCGGAUGAGUUUUACUGCGUCAUGGGCAUGUUAAUGCGAGAAAUUUUAGAAUUUGAUUUAAUUGAUGCCAAUACUUUGGUGAAGGGUAUUGUUUCGAUAGGUCCACUGACGGAACUCAGUGUACUGCGUGAACAUUAUUUAUACAAUAUAAAUCCAUGGGGAGCCACGCCCAUUAGUCGUAGUGAAGCGCCAUCUGAUGGCUCGCGUCGCAACAAAGUGUAUCACAAAGACAAACUGGUAUUAGACAUCGGUGUACUUAAAAAACAAUACACUAAACUGAAACAACGUCAGCGACAAGCGCAUGUUAUAUUUAACACAGCAGUUGCACGUCAAACAGCACGCCCUGCUCCUGUUGCCAUGAAUCAUCUUCUAUUGGGUAAAAGUGCUUUGGUUCCCGCGAAGAAAGGAAUGCGCCCAGGCCCACCUAAAGGAUCAGUGCCGCCACCUAGACAUGCUCAUAAUAAACAAACUAAUAAGGCGCAUCCACCCCAACAAAUUAAACCAGUGAAAAUUGCUGCUAUAGCUCCACCUAAAACUCUUCAUUGGAAAGAUGAAGGCGCCCGAAAAAGAUCUCCUUCAUCCUCGUCCUCAUCUUCGGAUACUGAACUGUGCGAUGAACCAGAAGAGUUUAACUCUGAUGAAGAAAAGGGCGAAGACAACAAAAAGAGUCAAUUGCCUGAAUUGCCUGAUGACAAUCUUACUACUUUAGCCAUGCCUACUGCUGUACUCACGCCUCUUAGUAAAACCACGUCUCUAAUUGAAGGUUUAGACCACGCCCAGCCGGACCUCACCAGUGAUAACAGUGAUAAACAACGUAGUGAUAUUGAUGUUGCCCUCUCCUCAGAAACUAUCGAUAAUUAUGAUCCAGUGUUGUCUGAAACAAGUGCCAGUGCUUUGCCCGUAAACGUGAUUCCGGAUUUAUUGGAUUUUGUUGAGCCGCCCAUUGAUACGUCUAUAGCCGCGCCUCUGUCUUUUAAUAUUGACGAAUUUCUCUCAGAAAACACCGAAAAUGAUAAUUCAAUUAUUGAAACUUAUGACAAAUUUGAUGUGCUAGAAACUUCAAGCGACAUCUAUCCGACUACAGAUGUCGCUACGGACGAUUAUUUUAUGACGUUGAAUGCAUCCCUGCAACGCUCCGACAGUUUGCCAUCAGAAGAUGGCUUUGAUUUUGAGAAGUUCUUAGAAGAACGUGUUAAAUGUCUCAAGGACACUAAAGAUAAACUUUAUUCGAGUGAGGAGAGUCUUGAUGACACUUCCGAAACGGAAAGGAUAAAAUACGCAAGAAAGAACAGCGUUCGUGCUUUAGAGAUUAUCCAAGAAAACUCGUUGAUCUUACACAGAAUUUUACAAUGUCAAAGUAGACUCACGCCUACGCCACCACCAUACGAGGAUUUAGAUUCGAAUAAAUUAGAAAAUGAUUUGCAAGAUGGCGGUGAAAAACUUACUCCUACCACGCCAACACCGACAAAUGAAAAUCAAGGAACAUUAUUACUAACUGAUUUUACUUCUAAAAAUAAUGAUGACGUUGAAAACGAGCAAGAAAUAAUUGAAAUUGACGUUAAAACUCCUGAGAAAUUAAAUGUUUUCCGGCCUUAUGGUGAUUUCACUGAGUUUUUGCUUAAAUAUCAAAGUAAAACACCGGACGCUAUUGAUGUAGUAGAUAUUGAAAACAAAUUCAGUGAUUUUGAAGUUAAAAAAUCCGAAAGCAAUGAAUUAACAGAUUUACCUUCAAAUUUAGUUGACGAAGAUGAUACUCCUAAAAAUCAUACAGAAAAUGAUUCCCCUGAAAAGUUUCUAUUUGAGUUUGAAGAUAAAUUACCUAUUACACAAGAUUUGCAGCUGGAAUAUGCUCCUGUUGAUGAUUUAACCUCAUUCUUUAAUAACUCCAACUACGAUUCAGAAACACAAGAUAAAGCAGAAGAUAACAUUGAUAUGUUUGCUUCGGAAAAUUUAAUCGAAAAUUUAACCAAUGUUGACAUAGAAACCGAUAAAAUUGAGGUUAGAGAGAAUAUUGACGUGGAGGACGACGAUGCCACUUACCUGAAUCGACUGAUAAGCAAAUACAAUUUUAUCUCGAAGCAACAUGAGCACGAGGAUCCACUCAACAUACAAAGCGAGGAAAAAAAAGACGAAAAGGACGAAAGGGAUAAAUUGAACCGGGCGAAUGAAAUUGACGAGACAGAUGAAAGUACUCAUGUAAGCAGAGACGACAGCACACUGGAGUUUAGUAUUGCCGAUAUUGAGAUACCUGCCGUUAGUGCUAUCUAUCGUCCAAUGGCCGCGACAAACAUUGUCGAAGUGGAUUACAAUCUGGAAAAGUACCGACACAAGUUGGGGUCGCCGUUAGCCGACACCGAGAAUAAAAGUGAACCUACAACUGAGACUACGCAAGCAAUUCUAACCACAACAGACCUCGAUGAAGAUGAAGAUCUCAUCGAAAUCGGCAAAAACUCGAAAUACAAUUCAAUACUUGAAUACAGCCGCAAUCUCGAUGAAAAGUUUAAUAAUUUGAUUCUUAAGAGUCCAAAACUGUCAAAAUUACAAAAAUCAGAGAGACUUAACCUAAAAGGCAACUACAGUUUGGACCUACCUUUAGAAAAUGUUGACAUUGAUGGAGGACGCCAUUUUGAAGACGCUAGUGACCUCACUCCGAAAGCAUCGCAUUCAUUUCAAGAUUUCACAGCUCUUACAAAGUCUGAUAUUGAUUUAUCUCCUAAAAUGGCUUCUUCUUCCUCGAAAAGUUAUAUUAUGACAACUGAAGUGGAUCAACAAGAAGAUGUCGCCACUUCAUACGCGUCAACAAGAAACACAAUGGAUGUUGAUGUGCUGAUAGAGAGUCCUAGUUUAAAAUCGCCCAACCGGAUCUACAAUCCGUUUCCGGUGAGUAUUAGUUCCAGGCAGAGCAAGGAAGUGCCGUUUCGAUUAGGCCUGUAUAAAAAAUGAUAAAAACGGAACAUAACCUAAUUUGAAUUAAUAACAAAACCAACAAAUAACAUAAGCAUAGUUUUGUGAUGAAGUCUGCUUGAUAUUCAAGUAUUUUUGACAGCUAAUAACAGCGGCAGUAUUAAAAAAAUCAAAAGUCAGAUUACAGCAAUCUGUUAUUCGCAAAAUUCUAAUAAACCCCAAGAAAGACAUAACCUCACUCUGCACUACAUCUACAUCUAUAUUUAUAGAUAAAUAUAACAAUUAGUAUAAACAUAAUAAUAAAUAAUAAUAUUAUUAUUAACAUAUAAAUAAAUUAUGUAAAUAUAAUACAUUAUUACAUUGACGAAACUGUGAUUUUACGAGGCGUUACUUACUACUAAACUGAAAAUGAUGAAGAUGAUGAUGCAAAAUUCUGUAAAAAAUAUGUAUGUGAGCGAAUGUUUGAAGAAUUGUCGUGCCACGUCCUUUCGAAUAAUGUUAAAGAAACAAAACGCGAAAACACAAAAAAGCAAAAUAAAACACAAGCAGUAGAAGUAAUAUACGAUGAAUUAAAUUCAAAGUAAUAACAAAAGAAAUAUAUUCUAAUAUUUACCUAUUUAAUUAUUACUUACCGCGAAUUGAUAAAAUACAAAUAAACAAUUAGGAAAUAUGUAUAUUGUGCAAAAUAUGUAUAUUAUGAAAAGAGAAACCAAACUUGUUGAAUAUUAGUAAUACAUAACAACAACCUUUGCGUCAAAUCUGCAGGAAAUGAUCAAAAUAAACCAUUCAUAAAUAA
Dalotia coriaria is the source of this 5477-nucleotide messenger RNA. RefSeq lists its product as uncharacterized. The record is from RefSeq and is a predicted model, not a curated record. Gene Ontology annotation, cellular component: endoplasmic reticulum. NCBI's taxonomy places the organism in Eukaryota, Metazoa, Arthropoda, Insecta, Coleoptera, Staphylinidae.